AUGUCAUCACAGUGCAGUUGUUGGGAGACCCUGCAGGCUACCAGGAGCUCCCACAAAGGACAAUUGUCCUGCCACCAGGACUGGCUGUUGAGGAGACAGGAGAUUUUGGAAGAAAGCAUGUCCACUCCUCACUUGUCUACUUCCUCUGGAUGGCUGCUAGACUACAACUUGCCUCACUCUCACCAGAAUCAACUUCCCUCUGAGAAAUCAAUACUUUCUUCUGCUCCUGACCAUCAACUGACCACUCCUCAAUCUCCUGCCAGAAAUGUAAAGGGAUCCUCACCACUUUCCCAUGGAACUCGGUGUCAGGAUGAAUACCAUCAGGCAGAAUGUGUGGUACUUCCCCCGUCCCAGGGAAUAGAGGUGGAAGGAUGCAUUCGAAUGUAUGAGCAGCUACACAGCAUGAGAGCAACUCAAAGAUUAAGGCAGAGGCAGGAAGAGCAUGAAAGGCAGGUCAGGGUCCUCUCUGAGGUGGCCUCCCAGCAGCUGAGGCGAUUUGAUGAAGAAAAGUCAUCGCAGCAGCAACAGCACUAUCAGCACCUUGGCCAAGUGAUAGAGGAAAGUGUCCAGGAAGCACAAGGCCAGCAGGACAAGCUGCAGGAAGAACCUGGUCACAGAGGCCAGAUUGUCAGGCUGAAGCUGCGCGAGGCUCCCCAGCAGAGCUGCGGGCACCUAGAACAAGAGGGGCUGGGCAAAGAUGGAGGCCAGGAGCGCUUGAGGCAGAGUCUCUGUGCCCUUCAAGAGGAGGCACUGCAGCUCAACCAGCAACUGCAGCCCAAGCAUCAGCACGAGGACCUGCUCACCAUACAAGUGUCUGGUCACGCAAGCAGAGGAAACCACCUCUGUGCACUCAUUGCUGACAUCAUUCACACCAUCAGCCAGAGAGGCUUUCCUGCCCCACAAGACCAAGCUAGGGCACAGCGUGCCCUGCAGGAAAUGCGGCAGCUGCUUAACCUUUUGCAACAGGACAUUGCCAAGGCUAAGGAGGAAAAGGCCGGACCGCACCAAGAGGAGUCCCAGGACAAACAGGCCCAAUUAGAGCAGCAGCCAACAGCCCAGAAGGACUCCCCACAUCCUGCUCAGUGUCCAGGAGGCAAACUGAGAGAAGACCUCCCCAGGGAAGCAGGAGACACCACCAUGCAGUGGUACCAGCAGUUACAGGAUGCUGCCAGUCAAUGCACUCUGGCUUUUGAGGCAUUAGCCAACAGCAAAGAUCAGCAGUCUAAGAAGAUCAAAAUGGAACUGCAGAAAGCUGCCACUAUUCCUGUGAGCCAGAUCUCUGCUACAGCAGGCUCACAGCUCAAGGAGGUCUUUGACAAGAUCAACAAUCUGCUCCUGGGAAAAGCUGUGCCCUGUGGUGCUCGCACUGUCUCAGUGACAGACCAUCCACAAGCCUUGGACUUUGUCCAUUACAAGCUGGCAGAGAAAUUUGUGAAACAAGGAGAAGAAGAAGUGGCUUGUCAUCCUGAAGCAGCCUUCCCCAUUGCCCUGGUGGCAGCGGGCAUCUGGGAACUCCACCCCAGAGUGGGGGACCUCCUCCUUGCUCAUCUUCACAAAAGAUGCCCUUACUCCGUGCCUUUCUACCCAGCCUUCAAGGAGGGAAUGGGCCUGCAAGAAUAUCAGAAGCUCCUUGGCUACCGAGUCAAGGAUUCCAAAGUAGAACAACAAGAUCAUUUUCUCAAACGCAUGUCAGGCAUGAUUCGGCUCUAUGCUGCUCUCAUUCAACUCCGUUGGCCUUAUUCAAAGAGACAAGGGGCUCACCCCCAUGGCUUAAACCAUGGCUGGCGCUGGUUGGCACAGAUCCUGAACAUGGAGCCUCGGCCGGAUGUCACUGCCACUCUCCUCUUGGACUUCCUCCAGGUAUGUGGCCAUGCGCUCCUGAAACACUACCACCUUCAGUUCUGGAAGAUGCUGAUGCUCAUCAAAGAGGACUAUUUGCCCAGAAUCGAAGCCAUCACCGGUUCGGGACAAAUGGGCUCUUUCCUACGUCUCCAACAGUUUCUGGACAAAUGUCUGCAGCAUGGAGACAUUCCCCUCCCAAAGGGCUCUCUGCCUCCUUCCUUCUGGCUUUCCUGA
Molecule: messenger RNA, 2076 nt
Organism: Gracilinanus agilis (Agile Gracile Mouse Opossum)
Lineage: Eukaryota; Metazoa; Chordata; Mammalia; Didelphimorphia; Didelphidae
Product: nucleoporin GLE1-like
Exons: 1
Coding region: 1-2076 (691 amino acids)
Biological process (GO): regulation of translational termination; regulation of translational initiation; poly(A)+ mRNA export from nucleus
Cellular component (GO): nuclear pore cytoplasmic filaments; cytoplasm; nuclear pore
Molecular function (GO): inositol hexakisphosphate binding; phospholipid binding; translation initiation factor binding
Source: RefSeq, a predicted model, not a curated record